Messenger RNA from Pseudogymnoascus verrucosus, 1293 nucleotides. RefSeq lists its product as uncharacterized. The transcript has a single exon. Lineage: Eukaryota; Fungi; Ascomycota; Leotiomycetes; Thelebolales; Thelebolaceae. Gene Ontology annotation, molecular function: nucleic acid binding. The coding region runs from base 250 to 1242 and encodes 330 amino acids. The record is from RefSeq and is a predicted model, not a curated record. Gene Ontology annotation, cellular component: kinetochore.
UGCAAAUAAUUAAAUCCGCAACACAUCAACUGCAAUAAGUUUGAAUAAAUCGCCAAUACGUGCGUCAGGUAAUUCUAGCUUUGGCGCUAUUUUCUUUGGCGUGGUAUUGAAUUGCGCCUCCUGCCUAUUCAAGCAGAAGGAAUGAGCGAUACUCCAGCCUCGUAACCAGCCCAGACUUUACGAACCUUACGUCUUGACACCAAACGUCUUCAAACAAGCAUUUGCUGCGUUUACCAUCCGCGGUACAGAAUGGCAACCUCAAAGUCUCCUGAUGCGGCUCCCCAAAGCCCUGAGGAUGAGGAGGAUGACUACAUGUCUAUGACCAUCGCAGAGCCCACAGGCCCCAAAGUCAAAGAAACAUACACGCAACGCCGCCACCGCCUGCAACGCGAAGCAGAAGCACGCGCAUACACCAAACCCAAAGCUGAGCGUGAAGCUGAUGAAGCUGCCGCCCGAGAAGAUGCCCUUCAGAGAUCGCUAUUAUCUCAUCCGACGACACAGAAGUCCAAGGGUCUGGCUAUGAUGUCAAAAAUGGGAUUCACGCCCGGAAAGGCGCUGGGCAAGGGAGACAACGCUGAUGCGCGGACUGAACCGGUGGGUAUCAGUAUUAAGGAGGAUAGGGGUGGAAUAGGCAUGGACAACGAGAAGAAGCGCCGGUUUAGGGAAGAAGUCGAGAAGGAGGGGAAGAGAGUGAAGGCUGACGAAGGGGAGUAUCGAGAGAGGGUUAGGCGCGAACGCGAGGAAGGUCGUUUGGAAGGUUUAAUUGGUACUGCGAUGAGAGUUGCGGAGCGAAUGGCUAGUGAGAAAGAGGAGGAAUUGAGCACAGAUGGGGGUGGCGACGUGCCGCCGAAGAAGGGUGCUCAGAGAUCAAAACCGCUUAAAACUGUUAACAUCCUUUGGAGAGGCCUGGUGAGGAAAAGGGAGGAAGCAGAAAGGGAUAGGAGGAUGAGAUAUGACUUGCAUCAGAGUCUGUCCAGGCUGCCGACCUACGAUGAUGAGGAUGAGGAUAAAGAUGAUAAGAAGGCUCUGGGAAAGACUCCUAUACAGUAUGCCUUGGUCGAAGAUCUGGAAGAAGAAGAUCCAGAAUUGGAAGAGUUCAAUGCCUUGGAGCCAGCAGAGAGGUUACAGAAAAUUGUCAACUAUCUGAGAGAAGAGUAUAACUACUGCUUCUGGUGCAAAUACACAUAUCCCGACAAGGACAUGGAGGGAUGUCCAGGGUUGACGGAGGAAGAUCAUGAUUGAUGAACAGAAGAUACCAUAGACACAUCGAAUACGCUAUAAUACUACAUAUGC